Messenger RNA from Vigna unguiculata (cowpea), 2489 nucleotides. RefSeq names its product replication factor C subunit 3-like. NCBI's taxonomy places the organism in Eukaryota, Viridiplantae, Streptophyta, Magnoliopsida, Fabales, Fabaceae. Gene Ontology annotation, molecular function: DNA clamp loader activity; DNA binding. The record is from RefSeq and is a predicted model, not a curated record. Gene Ontology annotation, cellular component: nucleus; DNA replication factor C complex. Gene Ontology annotation, biological process: DNA repair; DNA-templated DNA replication.
AAGUAUUUUAUGAUGAGACGUGAAUGUGACAGAGUCGGCGCGGUAAGGACCUUGUGAAUAACGGUCCUAUCUGUUUUGUUGCAUAGACAUCAUCGCCUACUUCGAAACAUCCGAUAUAUCACAUCGCAUCGCAUUCUAUGCAUCCAGCUUGAGCUUCAAGCUUAGGCUUAACAAUGGUGAAUGGCGAACACAACCUGUCAAUGCAACUGCCAGAUCCAACCAUGAAGCAACCCAACGUUAACGUUUCCGAUCAGAGCAUGUCGAAGAACCACAUCUCACCCACCCGUCGCAGGUUUCGGUCCAGAAGGAGGAAAACCACCUCUGCUUGCCCCCUCACAUCGCUCAGCUUCCGCGCAUACAGCAUCGACGGCACCAACAGUCCCUACUACAAGGGUCUCACCGACCAGUCUCUUGCCAUUGUGGACACCAUACCCUCCUGCACUCAACCUCAUCCUCAUCCUCACACCCCUUCCUCCGACCUUCUUUCAAGUCCUUAUUACAAAGGCCUUACGGACUAUUCCCUUGCUAUUGGUCCUUGGACCCCUCACAACCAUCCUCUUCCUUUUCCCCACAACUCCCUCUCCUACACCCCUAGUCCUUACUAUGCAGGCCUUCUCACUCACUACACCUUUCUCUUCCAUGCACCCUCGCUUCAACCUCCUUUCACUACAAACCCUAAACUCUCCCUUCCAAUCAUCAAGACAGACCCUACUUUGAAGGACUUGAUGGUCGAUGCUCCUCACGUUGACUUUGUUACUCAAGGAACUGAUGAAGUUGGCAAUCAUGCAUUGGAAGAACUUGGCGAGAAAACUUGUGUUGUGGUUGAUAAAGAGAAGGCAUUGAGAGAGAAUGAUGUUGAGAUGGUGACUGAAGUGUCAGAAGAAACAAUGUUGGAUAGAAAGUUGAUGAGUGAUGUUACUGAAGAGAAGCCAUUGGGGGAGAAAGCAUCGGAAACAAGCGAGAUGGAUGUGUGGAAGGAAGAGGAAGUGAAAGAAGUUGUUUCAUCAUCAGAAGCAGUUGUUGCUUCGUCUGAAUCUGAAUGGAAAGAAGGAGAUGGGUACGAUUAUACAUGGGCAGCCAAAUACCAACCCAUGGCCUUGGAAGACUUCAUCUGCAACAAAGAUAUAGCAAGUCAACUCAAGACAAUGGUAGAAGGUGGUUGUGGGUGCAGCCACUUUAUAUUUGAAGGACCACCAAGCGUGGGGAAGAGAUCCAUGAUAAGGGCUAUGCUGGGAGAGGUAUUCGGCUCCGAAAGGGUCCAGGUCGUAGAAGAAUAUAAAAACUUCAUUUUGAAGGGAGAAAUGGUUGAUAGUGUGCAAGUGCGCGUGAAGAAAUCACUCCAUCAUGUGGAGGUGAAUCUGUCAGAGACAAAUGGAUACGAAAAACAUGUAAUUGUUGAUUUAUUCAAGGAAACAUAUGGGCAGGUGAUAGAUAACUCUCAACCUUGUUGCCCAGAAAACUGCAAAGCAAUCGUUUUGUACGAGGCGGAAAAGCUGUCGAUAGAAUCGUUGUUGUACAUUAAGUGGCUGCUAGAGAAGUACGACGGGUGUAAUAAGGUUUUCUUCUGUUGCUCCGAUGAAUCUAAGCUCCAACCUGUGAAGCCACUUUGCAUCACUCUGCGCCUUUCAUCGCCGUCAACCCAAGAGCUAGCUAAGAUUUUGGAAAACAUUGCAAUAGAAGAAGGGAUACAGUUAUCACGCCACUUAAUCGAUACCAUAAUUUUGAGAUCCAACAACAACCUACGCCAAGCCAUUCGCUCGUUAGAGGCCACUUGCCGAAACAGGAAUGCUAUCAAAGACGACGACGUGAUUCUAACGGGUUGGGAACAAGAUAUUUUGGAUAUUGCCAAGAAAAUAAUCCAAGAGCAAAGUCCACGACAGUUGUACGCCAUUCGUAGAAAGCUACGAAGUCUUAUGAGCCAUGAUGUUCCUCCAGAUUUUAUUUACAAGUCUUUGGUACCAGAAUUAACCACUCUUGUUCAUCACUCGCUACGCCCAGGGGUUGCCAAACUCGACAGGGACUUCAUGAGAGCCAGUGAAAUGAAAUUUGAAACUAUGAAGCAGCACUUCUAUCAUGCUCAAAAACAGUCGGAAUCUGAUGACAAGAACAAUGAUUCAACAAAAAAGAAUGCCUUAACUUACUUAAAAGUGGAAGAGUUUAUAGCGAAAGUGAUGAGCUGGUACAAGAAUUGGUCUGAAAAAGACAAUAAGCAGUAGCGCGUGCAGCAACACGUUGUGUCUGUUAAAUAUGAACCAAAUAAUGAUUGCCACGAAAAUGUGGCAAGAACACCUUUUUACACAACAAUAUAUUUGGGUGAAUGUUGGAGUGCUUCAUUUAUUAAUCUUGCUAGUUUGAUUGGGAUGCAAGCUAGCUUUGUAAUUAUUGCGUACUCCAUUUCUGUUACAAAACCAAGGUAGUUUAUACUCUAUCUUUGUCGUAGGUGCUUGUUCCUUUCUUCAUUACAAACAAUUUUAUCUUAAAAUAAUUAC